UGGUCCCCAGACAGGCGUCGGGGUCCCGAGGGGCCGUGCCGGCAGCGGGAGGCUGGCGCUGCGGAGAGGAGGGCUUGGCAGGGCCGGCGGCGCGGCCACUCCUCCCCUGCUCCGCUCGCUUUGAAGGGUCGAGUGCCGGAGCUGGAGAGGAGAGAGCGAUGUGAGUGCUCCGGGAGCCUGGCCGGGGCAGAACUCCUGCUUCUUCCCUGCUUUCCUUCCUCCAGCCUCUCCGCUCUGCUCUCGGGAGCAGCGGAGCUCGUUUUCGCUUUUCCAAUGGCCCCACCUCGCUUGGGGUUUCUCCUCCUCCUGGCUUGCUGCUUCUCCUGCUCUGAAACACAGCUCCUGGACUGGGUUUGGGACAGCACCAAGACCACAGGAAGCCCAGCAGCACCCAGCGAGGGAAUCCUGCCGUCGGACCCGCCAACCUCAGAGGCAGCUCCGGCUCCCAGCGCGUCCCCAGAGAGGUGGGGUGGCGAGGUGGCGGGGAAUGUCACCACUCCACGGAGGCAGGAGCCAGAUCCUGCUACAGCAGCACCUGUGGGUGAGGGAACUGCAGCCAAAACCACGGAGCAGUGGGAUAGGAAUGCCACAGGGCUGCUGGAGAGCACGGCAUGGCCAAGCAUCGCUCCUCCCCACAGCGUGUCACCUGCCCUGGGACAGCAGGCGACCAGCAGCUCCACCGAUGACCCCCAGCUCCUGGGGACAGAGACCCACAAGGACCUGCAGCUCCUGGGGCUGGGGAACACCGAGGACCCCCAACUUCUGGGGGCAGAGACCCACAAGGACCCACAGCUUUUGGGGUCGGGGGAUACUGAGGACCCUCAGCUCCCGGGGUCAGGGAACACCAGGGACCUUCAGCUCCUGUGGUUAGAGACCUCUAAGGACCCCCAGCGCUUGUGGCCAGGGACCACCGAGGACCCUCAGCUCCUGGGGACAGGGACCACUGAGCACCUGCAGCUCCUGAGGAUGAGGACCACCAAAGACCCCCAGUUCCUGGGGUCAGUGACCUCCAAGGAUCCACAGCUCUUGGGGACAAGAACUACUGAGGACCUGCAGCUGCUGGGGUCAGGGACCACUGAAAACCCACAGAUCCUGGGGUCAGGAACUACUGAGGACCUGCAGCUGCUGGGGUUGGGCACCACUGAGGACCCACAGCUCCUCGGGAUGAUGAGUACCACAGACCUGGAGCUCCUGGUGACAGGGCACACUGAGGACCCACAGCUCCUGAGGACAUGGACCACUGAGGACUCACAGCUCCUGGGGACAGGGACCACUGAGGACCCACAGCUCCUAGGGAUGGGGACCACCAAAGACCCACAGCUCCUGGGCAUGGGGACCGCUGAGAAUCUGCAGCUCCUGGCAAUGAGGAACACCAAGGACACACGGCUCCUGAGGGCAGUGACCACCAAGAACCCAGAGCUCCUGGGGAACUCUGAGAACCCACCACUCCUGAGGACAGUGACCACCAAGAACCCAGAGUUCCUGGGGACGGAAACUCCUACAGCAAUGGAGACACAGGUGUCGUUGCAGAGACCAGCGGGUCCCCAGCCAGAGAACCUGAGUGCCGAGGUCAGCCUGCUGGAGCUGAUCGGGGACCCACCAACGGAGGAGAUCCACAGAAUUUAUGGCCCCGACAACAACCCUGGCUACGUCUUCGGCCCCAACGCCAACACAGGCCAGGUGGCCCGGUACCACCUGCCGAGCCCUUUCUACCGGGACUUCUCGCUGCUGUUCCACAUCCAGCCCACCACGCCCCGGGCCGGCGUGCUCUUUGCCGUCACAGACUCCUCGCAGAGCAUCAUCUACGUGGGCGUCAAGCUCUCAGAGCUGCGGGCGGGCCAGCAGCAGAUCAUCUUCUACUACACGGAGCCGGGCUCGCGCAGCUCCUACCCAGCUGCCACCUUCACCGUGCCCACCCUGGUCAACCAGUGGACGCGCUUCGCCAUCAGCGUGGAGGAGGAGGAAGUCAUCCUCUACCUGGACUGUGAGGAGCACGAGCGCGUCCGCUUCGAGCGCUCCCCGGACGAGAUGGAGCUGGAAGAGGGCUCUGGGCUCUUCGUUGCUCAGGCUGGAGGGGCUGACCCAGAUAAAUACCAGGGCGUGAUUGCAGAUUUGAAGCUCCGAGGGGACCCACGGGCGGCCGAGCGCCAGUGCGAGGAAGAGGAGGAUGAUGCAGAGGUCUCUGGGGAUUUUGGCAGCGGGAUGGAAGGUGGACAGCAGCCCUCGGGCAAGGUCGAGGGUGUCCCAGGGCUGGUGGAUGCUGUGCCUGUGACCUCCCCCCCCGUGGCAGGGGGCAGUGGCCCGAGGAGUGGUGGGGGGUCCCCGCAGCAAGCUGAGAGGACCAGGGCGGAGGAGACGCUGCAGGUCUCCACAGGAGGCACCGGCUGGAAGGGCGAAAAGGGAGAGAAGGGGGAACGUGGCUUGAAAGGUGACUCAGGGACUGGUGGCAUCGUAGGGCCAGGCAGUGUCAAGGGGCAGAAGGGGGAGAAAGGAGACCUGGGCAUCAAGGGCAGUGCUGGAUUUGGCUACCCUGGCUCUAAGGGCCAAAAAGGAGAACCAGGUGACCCUGGACCCCCUGGGACCCUCUCUCGGCAUGCUGAUGCCUCAGUGGUGGAGCAGGUCACUGGCCCCCCAGGGCCACCAGGGAAGGACGGAUUCCCUGGCAGGGACGGUGAGCCUGGAGAUCCUGGUGAGGAUGGCAAACCCGGUGAAAUGGGGCCCCCGGGGUUCCCCGGGAUGCCGGGGGAGCCGGGCCUGAAGGGGGAGAAGGGUGACCCAGGCAUGGGGCCGAGGGGACCCCCUGGACCUCCUGGCCCUCCAGGACCGCCGGGACCCUCCUCCAAGAACGACAAGCUGACCUUCAUCGACAUGGAGGGCUCUGGCUUUGGCGGUGACCUGGAGAGUCUGCGGGGUCCACGAGGGCCACCUGGACCCCCAGGGCCACCUGGUGUGCCCGGUUUGCCAGGGGAGCCAGGACGGUUUGGGAUGAACCACACGGACCUACCAGGACCUCCGGGGCUGCCAGGCAGGGACGGGAUCCCUGGGCCCCCAGGGCCACCGGGUCCUCAGGGUCCUCCAGGAAGAGACGGGGAGGCUGGGCAGCCAGGGCCCAAAGGAGAGCGGGGUGAUGCGGGUGACUUUGGCCUCCCUGGCCUACCAGGACCCAAGGGCAGCAAAGGAGAAACAGGACCAGCAGGACCCCCAGGAGAAAUGGGCCUAGCAGGCCUUCCCGGGCCCAUCGGACCUCAAGGGCAGCCAGGACCCCCUGGCCCCCCAGGACCACCGGGGCCAGGCUACGAGGCUGGAUUUGGUGACAUGGAGGGCUCGGGGCUGUCAUUCACCCCUGGACCACCUGGACCUGAAGGUCCACAGGGCGUGCCAGGACUGCCAGGGGUGAAGGGAGAGGUUGGCAGACCUGGACAGCCUGGCUUGCCGGGACCAAAGGGAGAUGCUGGCAUGCCUGGCGUUGAUGGCCGCCCUGGCCUGGAGGGCUUCCCUGGGCCACAGGGACCCAAAGGUGACAAAGGUAGCACCGGUGAGAAGGGAGAGCAAGGCCGAGAUGGAGUGGGGCUGCCAGGCCCCCCUGGCCCACCGGGUCCCCCUGGACAGGUCAUCACUGUUUCCAGUGAAGAUAAGUCCUUGGUGGCUUUUCCUGGUCCAGAGGGCAGACCAGGCCACGCUGGCUUUCCGGGUCCGGUGGGACCAAAAGGUGACCAGGGAUCAACUGGACCCCAGGGUGCUCCAGGGUUGAAGGGGGAGAAGGGGGAGCCUGGUGUCAUCAUCAGCCCUGAUGGGACCGUGGUCACUGCCAAGGUGAAAGGAGAAAAGGGGGAGCCAGGGCUGCGGGGCCCGAUGGGACCAUCGGGUCCCCCAGGACGAGCAGGGAUGAAGGGAGAGAUCGGCUUUCCAGGCAGACCCGGACGUCCCGGCAUGAACGGGCUGAAGGGCGAGAAGGGUGACCCUGCGGAUGUGCUGGGCUUGCGGGGUCCCCCAGGGCCCCCAGGACCCCCUGGGCCCCCUGGACCACCUGGCAGCAUAGUCUACAACAAUGGCAAUACCUUCAGCGACUCCAGCCAUCCGGCAUUCCCUGGUUUCCAUCAGUUCCCAGGACAAAAGGGAGAGAAAGGUGACACGGGACCCCCAGGACCCCCAGGCCAGUUCCCCUACGACACGAGUCACUUCAGUACUAGCCUGCGGGGUGACAAGGGGGAUGCAGGUCCCAAGGGUGAGAAGGGUGAGCCGGGCAGCAUCCCACUCUAUGGUCCUGGAGUCUCUGGACUUCCAGGGCCUCCAGGGCCCCAGGGAUACCCCGGGCUGCCGGGUCCCAAGGGGGACAGUAUUGUUGGGCCACCAGGGCCUCCAGGACCUCAGGGUCCCCCUGGUAUGGGAUAUGAGGGGCGACAGGGGCCCCCGGGCCCUCCUGGUCCGCCUGGGCCACCCUCCUUCCCAGGUCCCCACAGACAAGCCGUCAGCAUCCCUGGACCCCCAGGACCACCAGGACCCCCCGGACCACCAGGCACUAGCGAGAUGUCCUUGGGGCUUCGGGCUGUGCCCACAUACCAGGCGAUGCUGAGUGCUGCGCAUGAGCUGCCCGAGGGCAGCCUCGUCUUCCUGACCAACCGGCAGGAGCUCUACGUCCGCCUGCGCGGGGGCUUCCGCAGGGUGCUGCUGGAGGAGCACAACCUGAUCCCCAGUUCGGCUCUGGACAACGAGGUGUACGACAAGCCGCCCACCCUCCACUAUGCCGGCUCCCAGCCCCGUGGGCCCCUGCACCCGCUCCGCAACCACGUUCCCCCGGCCACCGCCCGUCCCUGGCGUGGGGACGAGGUGGUGGCCAACCAGCACCGCCUGCCCGAGCAGCCCCUGCUGCACCACCAGCAGGAGCUCAUCAAUGGGUACUACAUCCACCGCCGGCCAGACCCUGCCCCUGUGGCCGCCCACGUGCAUCAGGACUUCCAGCCUGCCCUUCACCUGGUGGCCCUGAACACCCCGCUGAGCGGCGGCAUGCGCGGCAUCCGGGGCGCCGAUUUCCAGUGCUUCCAGCAAGCCCGGCAGGUCGGGCUGGCCGGCACCUUCCGCGCCUUCCUGUCCUCACGCCUGCAGGAUCUCUACAGCAUCGUGCGCAGGGCUGACCGCGCCGCCGUCCCCAUCGUCAACCUCCGGGAUGAAGUGCUCUUCAAUAACUGGGAAGCCCUCUUCACGGGUAGCGGAGCCCCGCUGCGAGCCGGCGCCCGCAUCCUCUCCUUCGACGGACGGGAUGUCCUGCGGGAUGCAGGAUGGCCACAGAAGAGUGUCUGGCACGGCUCGGAUGCCAAGGGCCGGCGCCUGCCCGAGAGCUACUGCGAGACGUGGCGGACAGAGGAACGUGCGGUCACCGGCCAGGCUUCCUCCCUGGCCUCUGGAAAACUGCUGGAGCAGGAAGCCAGCAGCUGCCAGCACACCUUCAUUGUCCUCUGCAUCGAGAACAGCUUCAUGACCGCCACCAAAAAGUGACACCUGCCCUGGCGCCCCCUGGGUACCCCCAUGUCCCCAGGGAGGGUUGGGCCAGCCUGCACCCCGGCACCCCUGGGCCCCUCAGCCCCCUCCACACGCCCGCUCUCGCCCCGCAGGGUUUCCUCCCACAGACCUGAAGCCAAAGAGUAUUGCCAUGGCCCCUGCCCUGGGUCGGCAGGGGCUCAGGUCCCACCCGGGGCAGGGCAGCCAUAGGCUGGUGGCCUUCCUCCUCCUCUUCUAACUCCUAAUAUUUAACCACUUCAGCUUGUUCCCCUCCCUGCUCAGAUGCUCUUUUUGGGGUGGCUGGGUAGGAGGAUGCUUGGCAGGGAGAUUUCAGUGCUGCCAUGUAGGCUGUUCCCCACAAAAACCCUGUGGGGCCUCUCUCACCAGCCCCCCAGCCCUGUGCUGUCCUCACCAGGAGCUUGGGGUUGGACACAAAUCCCUGCUGCUGAAGCCAUGGGGUCUUCCCCAGCCAAGACCCCAGCAGCCACUCAAGGACUGUCCUUCAGUGACAGUAUCCCUGUGGUGAUGCUGGGUCUCUCCCAGAUGGUCUCCAUCCUCCCCAGGUUAAGGACCAUCAUCCUCAUCUCCACCUUCUAGCCAACAGAGCUCUGGUGGGGGUCCAGUCUUCCCCAUCCCUUCCAUGCACCCUGGGGACCUCCAGCUGUGCCCCCACAGCCCAGUUACAGCCACAGCCAGCCCAGCACAGGUACUGGGGUGACAGGGUGGCCCUGAGGCGUGGCCAGCUGUGCCCUUGGCACGUGUUUCUCUGUAUGUGUGUGUGUAGAGCGUGUGUGGUACCAAGGGCAGGCACUGCCAUCCCCCCUCCCCAUGCCACCUUUGCUGGGCUCGAACAGUGAAGGUGCAGCAAAGCUGGUCGUAAUUGGUGUGGGCAAAUCCAAGGUGCUAAAAAAAAAAAACCAAAAAAAAAAAAAGACAACAAAAAAGAGAAACUUGUAAUUAGCUUUUUUUUUUGUUAUUGUAUGGAAAUUAUUACCAUAAAAGCUGUGCGAGUCACACAGUCUCUAUUUCUUACAGUCUACUGUAUUUUGUGUAAUUAAUGCAAUUUAAAGCCUGUGGAUCUUUAUAUUAUUUUUUUGUCAUUGGUUGUGUCCUAUAAACCAUUUUCUAAAGGCACUGAAUAAAGAAACAUCCUCUUGUA
Molecule: messenger RNA, 6655 nt
Organism: Prinia subflava (tawny-flanked prinia)
Lineage: Eukaryota; Metazoa; Chordata; Aves; Passeriformes; Cisticolidae
Gene: COL18A1
Product: collagen type XVIII alpha 1 chain
Exons: 42
Coding region: 274-5493 (1739 amino acids)
Biological process (GO): endothelial cell morphogenesis; angiogenesis; extracellular matrix organization
Molecular function (GO): extracellular matrix structural constituent conferring tensile strength
Source: RefSeq, a predicted model, not a curated record